Molecule: messenger RNA, 1427 nt
Organism: Owenia fusiformis
Lineage: Eukaryota; Metazoa; Annelida; Polychaeta; Sabellida; Oweniidae
Source: the annotation of a GenBank genome assembly
UGAAACACAAGAUGACACAGCUGCUGAGCACCAAGCUGAGAGUGAUGAUGAUGAGGCGUAUCUGAAUACAGUUGGUAUGGAGCCUCGAAGAGUCCACACAGGGAGUAUCAUACCACUCAUCACAGACAAUGAAGAUGUCAGCCUCACCAGUCUUGCACUUGAUGACUACCAGGUGAAUGAGUUGGCUGAGUACAUUAGAGAUCAUGAUGAUAUGCAGACGUUGAUGCUACGCAAUGAUAACAUAGAUGAUACUAAGAUGUUUAAGCUGGCUGAGGCAAUCAAAGAGUCACCCUCUACAUUCAGAAUGCUGAACUUGAAUUGUAAUAACAUAGGAGCCAAUGGAGCCAAGAGUGUGGUGGAGAUAUUCAAGGACAAGCCAACCAUCAAAAUGUUAUUGUUACAUGGGAAUCCAUUGGGGUGUGAAGGUGUCCGGAACAUUGUGAAUGGCUUAAAGGAUAUCUCAUCAGGCACUAAUGAUGUAACCAGAGACAAUGAAAACCGCAAUAUGGGAUCAGCAAGGACGAUUGAAACAGUAGCAUCAGAUCUAGUGUCAGAUGCUAUGAGCAAUGCUAUUCGAUCAGAGUCCCCAAUUCUCAUGGAUAGAGAUGAAAUUCUCUCCCCUCGGAAUAAAAUAGCUCAGAUUCAACUAAAGCUUAACAGAUUAGACUUAGGUGAUACGAAAAUUGAUGAUGAAGCAAUCUCAGAUAUUCAAAGACUUUUGGAGUUUGAUUUUCUAAAAAUUACGACUUUGAAUUUGUCUGGGAACCGGAAGGUAACUCAUGAUGGUUGGAGUCAGCUGGCUGAAACACUUAAAAAUCAUAAGACAGUGCAUACAUUAUCUCUAGACUAUAAUCGCCUUGGAGAUAAGGGGGCAGACAUUAUAGGAGGAUUAUUGGCAACAAAUAAUAAACUGCGUUGUGUGGACUUAGAAGGGAAUAACAUGUCAGAUGAAGGGGGCAAUGCAAUUUUGCAGGGAGUGAAAAAGAAUAGCGGGACUCUUCUAGAUAUUACUCUUACUCCUGGAAAUAAGAUUAAUGAGAAUCUAAUUGAUGAGAUAAGAGAGGCUGUAAGGGAUAAAUCUAAUUAAGAACGUGAAUGAUACAGAAGCAUGAAUGAAGUAAUUGCAUUUUCAAGCUCAGUAUUCAUACUUGUGGUCGCAUGGGCUGCUACUGCUAUAAACAUGAUAAAUAGAUUAUCCUUGAUAUCAUCAGUCAAACUUCUCUUAUUCAAGUGUUUCUUUGACUCAUGCUUAACAGAGAAUGUUUGCUUUCUAGUUAUUCAAGAGAUUCCAAUGUUUCUAUAUAUACAUGUUCAUAUAUCGUAUGUAUUCAAUAUAUUUUUCUGAAAUGCAUAUUAUGUUGCAAAGCUUAUUGCAUGUAUUGUGAUAUAUUAAAAUCAGUGGGGUACAAUUUUAUGCCAUUUGAUAU